This is a messenger RNA of Triticum turgidum subsp. durum (durum wheat), 1167 nucleotides long. The record is from the annotation of a GenBank genome assembly. NCBI's taxonomy places the organism in Eukaryota, Viridiplantae, Streptophyta, Magnoliopsida, Poales, Poaceae.
AUGGGCAUGGGAUGGAAAGUUCUGAGCGAUGUGAAGCCAUACCUGGCGAUGGUGCUGCUGCAGGUGGGGUUCGCCGGGAUGUACAUCAUCGCCGUGGCGUCCCUCAAGCGCGGGAUGAGCCACUUCGUGCUCGUUGUCUACCGGAACCUCGUCGCCACCGCUGUCAUGGCGCCCUUCGCCCUCUACUUCGAGAGGGGACUGAGGCCAAAGAUGACAAUUACCAUCUUCCUCAAGAUCAUGGGGCUCGCAUUCCUCGAGCCUGUGCUUGAUCAGAACCUCUACUACAUGGGCGCGAAGCUGACCUCGGCGGGGUUCGCGGCCGCGCUGAUCAACAUCCUCCCGGCCGUCACCUUCGUGCUGGCGCUCAUCCUGCGCAUGGAGAAGGUGCGGCUGCGGAGCCUGCACAGCCAGGCCAAGAUCGCCGGCACGGUCCUCACAGUGGCCGGCGCCGUGCUCAUGAUCCUCUACCACGGCCCCGCCGUGCAGUUCCCCUGGACCAAUGGCCAGCACCACGCCGGCGGUGCGGCCGCCGGCGCCGAUGCAGCGGCGUGGCUAAAGGGGACCAUCAUGGUCAUCGCCGCCUGCGUGGCCUGGUCGUGCUUCUUCGUCCUCCAGUCCAGCACGCUCCGGGACUACCCGUCGGAGCUGUCCCUCACGGUGCUCAUCUGUGGUGUGGGCUCGGUGAUGAGCACCGGCGUCGCCCUCGUCGCCGAGCGUGCCAACACCCAGGCGUGGGUCAUCGGCUUCGACGCCCGCCUCUUCACCGCCGUCUACGCUGGCAUAGUGUGCUCCGGCGUGGCGUACUACGUGCAGGGCAUCGUGUCUAAGCAAAGGGGCCCGGUGUUCGUGACGGCCUUCAACCCGCUCUGCAUGAUCAUUACCGCCGUCAUGGGCUCCAUCAUUCUCAAGGAGGAGAUCACUCUCGGAAGUGUGAUUGGUGCAGUGAUCAUCGUGGUAGGGCUCUACUUUCUCAUAUGGGGCAAGAGCAAGGACAAAGUCAACCAAGUCUCCGACGACUUCAUAGCCGGUAGUAGCAAGGGCGCCGGUGAGCUGCCCUUAACCUCGGUGACUAACGGCAACGGCAAGCAGCACGAGCUCGGGGACGGCAAGUUCAACGGCAGCUAUGUGUUGAACGUCGAGACGCCGGCGACCAAUGGCAACUACUAG